Messenger RNA from Paraglomus brasilianum, 1584 nucleotides. NCBI's taxonomy places the organism in Eukaryota, Fungi, Glomeromycota, Glomeromycetes, Paraglomerales, Paraglomeraceae. The record is from the annotation of a GenBank genome assembly.
AUGAGCACACCAGCAGAAACUCCCGAAACACACAGCGACGAAAAUACCGAACAACUCCCCUCACCUUCAAACUGCGAGUUGCACUCUUCUUCCCCAAACAGCGCACUUUCUCCAUUACACUCGGCUGCGAGCAUAUCUAAUCUGAUCAAUCACGAUGAAUGGUGUUCUUCACCCAUAUCGACCGCUCCAAGCUCUCCUCAAACAAACAAGAGGCAGCUAGAUACUACCGCUGACGUUGAAACCAAACGCCGGCGUCUUCAAGAUUCUCAACUUAAUAUAGACGACAUGGAUAACAAGACUUCUGCCAAGUCUACAACAAAGCAGAAGAAACCCUAUAUUCCUCGCCCUCCCAAUUCAUUCAUCUUAUAUAGACAACAUCACCACCCACUAAUCCUCAAUCAAAAUCCGGGUAUUAAUAACAGUGAAAUCUCGCGCAUUGUCGCUGAUCAUUGGAAGAAUCUUUCCGAGGAAGAGAGAGAAGAAUGGAAGCGCAAGGCCGAAGAGGCUAAAGAAAGUCAUAUGAGAGCAUACCCAGACUAUAAAUAUCAACCACGACGGAGGGCGGGCCCUGUCAUCAAGAAUAUUAAACCACGAGAUACCCGAGAAAGCGUAAUGGAUAAUUUUCUAGUAGAGAUUAACGCAAAGACUGACAGACGAUCUGCGGAUAUCGUCAGUCACAGAAUGGCUUCUAACCAAUCCGUUGUUAUCAUUGAACGUGGCGCUAAAGAACUAUCUCAUCUUAGAGGUGCCAAACAAUUGCCAAGUGAAAUUAUACGGUCGACUAUCAACAUUCCAAGUAUACAUCGACUGCCUAGCUUUUCACGCAGCCCACCUCAGCCUCUGCUUAGUCCUCUUGCUCCAGUUGCUUCACCUACUACAACCUCAGCACCCUCGUCCUCUCGUGGUGCAUUGAUCGUCCUCGAGGGUUACGAAGAUGGAGCGACUACCAUGCAAGCUGCCAAGCUGUUGGAGUUUUUGAAAAACGAGGGUAUCAAGGCGAAAUUAUGGAAGUUCCCCGAUGCAUCUACUCCGGCUGGUGAAGCAUUAACGAAGCAUCGACAGAAUAAUGGACAUUCACAACCAAGAGCAUUGCAUUUGUUGAUUGCUGCACAUUGGUGGGAAUUAGUCCCCACGAUGCGCGAACAUCUAAGUAAUGGUAUAACAUUAAUAGUUGACCAUUAUAUUUAUACGGCCAUCGCAUCUUCAGCGGCGGCAGGCUUGGACAUCAAUUGGUGCAAAUCUUCAUACACCAACAUUCCUUGCCCGGACUUGACAUUCUUCCUUAGUACCGACCGGGAUAAAGAAGCCGUGGAUAAUGGAGACAUCAGAAUGUCCAACGAUUGGCAACGAAGAGUUCAAGAUGCGUUCCAUGACCUCUUUGAGGUUAAGUGGAAGUUAUUGGAUGCUAGGAAAUCUGCUGUUUUGGUGCACGCCCAGAUUAUAGAAGCAUCGAUCGACAUCAUCGAGCAAUGCAAGAAAUCUACACCAAGCAAUAAUUCUAGUGGGAAUGACAUUCGACAGUCAGCAGCAAUGCCGCUCAAACGACAUAAUCAAUUUCCACACCCUGUUCAAGUACAGCUAUAG